This is a messenger RNA of Neoarthrinium moseri, 534 nucleotides long. RefSeq lists its product as uncharacterized. The record is from RefSeq and is a predicted model, not a curated record. NCBI's taxonomy places the organism in Eukaryota, Fungi, Ascomycota, Sordariomycetes, Amphisphaeriales, Apiosporaceae. Bases 1 to 534 code for a protein of 177 amino acids. The transcript has a single exon.
AUGCUAUUCUCCGCUGUCCUUGUCGGUCUCCUGGCCGAGGUCGUGGCCUCCGCGGCCUAUAGUGUCCCCGUUGAGAUGAUCGCGGAGGCCGAUUGCACAUUGCCGGCCCAGUACACGAUUGGCGACUUCACGACGUUUGGAGACAAGUUCAACGGCACCUCGAACACGACAACCUUCCACUUCACCGACUCUGCCACUGGCAUCGACACGAGCUGCCAGCGCAACUCAUCAUCCAAGUCUAUCACCCCCGGGCGAGGCUCGACACCACGCUGGCCUUGCGACAACAGCAACGUUGAGUUCAUCUACCAGGCCAACGGGCUCACAGUCAUCGAGGCUGCAUGCCCAGAAAGGGGAGUUAUAUAUGCCGGAAAGACCAUUGACGCUAGGCGGCAGCUGACAGGGGAAAAGCACAACUUCCACCAAGUUCGAGGCAGCUGGAACUACAGCUUUCAACCUCACCUGCACCAACAAAUACGACGGUACUUUCUGCACCUCGGCGCUGUCAACCGUUACAAACAACUUCACAAGCUUUGA